GUAACUCCGUGCGUAAAAGCUGCCCCUUGGAUGCGCUCUGCCUCUCACCGAAAGUAUUCCUGGAAAUGCAUUUUUAAUCAUCAACCUGCUCACGGUUGAUGUUUCAAAGCAUUACUGUGGCUCUUAGUCAUUAAUUUUUUUUUCUUAAGUGUUUUCUUUUUAUUAUUUUUUAUUCCAAACGUGCCCGAUGCCUCCUGCAACCACUCGCUCCUGAGAGCGCUCGACAACGUGCAAAGCAAAUGAAGGCGAAUAAAGUGGGGAGUUAAUUGCCAAUGCUGGAUUUAAACGAAGGCAACAGAACACAAGCAGCGACACAGAUCCGCUCAAACUUAUGGCGUGAAGGGCCGGUUGCUGGCCUGCAUCACUCACAGCUAAUGGAUGUCUUUACCCACUAUGCCUACAACGACAGUUUCUAUGACAAUGCAACAUGGGGCUUCAACGAGACUGCUCAAGAGCAGAAGCACGCCUACAACUACUACGCCAUGCUGCUCACGCUGCUCAUCUUUGUCAUCGUAUUCGGCAACGUGCUGGUGUGCAUGGCGGUGUCGCGGGAGAAAGCCCUGCAGACAACCACCAACUAUUUGAUCGUCAGCCUGGCGGUCGCUGAUCUUCUGGUGGCUACGCUAGUUAUGCCCUGGGUCGUCUACUUGGAGGUGGUCGGGGAGUGGCGCUUUAGCAAGAUCCACUGUGACAUCUUUGUCACUCUUGACGUGAUGAUGUGUACCGCCAGCAUCCUCAAUCUGUGCGCCAUCAGCAUUGAUCGUUACACAGCAGUUGCAAUGCCUAUGCUGUACAACACCCGCUACAGUUCCAGAAGAAGGGUGACGAUCAUGAUCUCAGUGGUGUGGGUGCUCUCUUUCGCCGUAUCCUGUCCUCUUCUCUUCGGGCUCAACAAUACAGCCACUCGGGAAGCGUCGCUGUGCGUGAUCGCCAACCCCGUCUUUGUGGUGUACUCCUCCAUCGUGUCCUUCUAUGUUCCUUUCAUCAUCACCUUGCUGGUUUACGUGCAAAUCUACGUGGUGCUGAGGAAGCGAAGGAAGCGGGUCAACACCAAACCUAAGCAACGUUUGGGUCCGGCCGCCGUUCCUGAUGUGGCCACGUCACUCAAGGAGUGCACUCACCCGGAAGAUGUGAGGUUGUGCACGAUGAUUGUCAAGUCAAACGGGAGUUUCCCCGCCAACAAGAAGAAGGUGAUAUUUAUUAAAGACGUCACCAACAAGGGUGACGAUUUAGAACUGGACGAGCUCAACAGCGGAAGCAGCAGCCAUAAACAGAAGCCGCAAUGCGCCCUGGGAGACACUCCGGCCACGAGUCACCAGCGGCUGAUGCCAGCCAAGGCCAACGCAAGCCCAACUUCCUCACCCCCGACGCCUCCGGAGGAAAGCCAGAAAGCGGAGAAGAACGGAGACCCCAGCAAGGAGGCCUUGGGAGAUCCCACACAAAUGGUGGCCAAAGUCUUCCAGACGCAGACGUUACCAAACGGCAAGACGCAAACAUCGUUGAAAAGCAUGAGUAAGAGGAAGAUCUCCCAGCAGAAGGAGAAGAAGGCCACGCAGAUGUUAGCCAUUGUCCUCGGUGUAUUCAUCAUAUGCUGGCUGCCAUUUUUCAUAACUCACAUCUUGAACACCCAUUGCACAAAAUGCAAAGUUCCCGCCGAGAUGUACAAUGCCUUCACAUGGUUGGGCUACGUUAAUAGCGCUGUGAAUCCCAUCAUCUACACUACUUUCAACGUCGAGUUCCGAAAGGCGUUCAUAAAAAUUUUGCACUGCUGAAACGCGGCGAAGCUUUUUUUCUUCUUUUUUUUUUACGCUGAAGGAUGAACACAAAUAUGUGGCUGGGCAAAUACCUCAUCUUGGAAAGGACCGCAAGAGGUAACGGAAAUUUCAUUUUCAAAGUCAGGGAGCUAAGUGACUGAUGAAGAGAUUUUUUUUUUUCCGUUGGACUCAUUUAAGGAGUGUGUUUUUUUUUCUCUCUCUCUCCGAAACUCUGAAUGUAAAACAAGAAAUGUCUGUAACAACGGCUUGUUUGGCAAAGACAAAUGUACCUUGUUCUCCAAAAAAAACGAAAAACAUUGUGCUUGUCCCCGUGUACUGUAUUCACUGCACACACAAAAUUGCUAUUUAUUGUGUGUAUUUCUCGUUUCUAAAAAAUAUAUAUAUACAUAUAUGUAUAAAAUCAGUGUUCAUUUUCAGUGUUCAAUCAAAUAUGUGAGCUCUAUAUUCUGAAAACCUAUUUGGAAUGUGUGUUCAUGGCAAAAGACUCUUUAUAGUUCUUGCUGUAUAUCGUGGCUAUGCCAAUAACCACACGAUUGCAAUUUUAUAAAUUGGAAUGUCAUAUUUCAUUUAUUAUCAUUAUUAUCAUUUGUUGUAAAUAUGUUUUCCUAACACAUUUAUUGUGUUUAUAUUAUAUAUGCCUGCGACGGAAAUGUGAUGCAUGCUACACUGUUUCUCUACUCGGCUUCCCAUGAAAUGUAUCUGUUCAAUUGAAAAAGACAAAAAGAUGUCCAAUAAACAGUGAGACACUGUCAAGUGCCAUUUGAUCAA
Messenger RNA from Syngnathus typhle (broad-nosed pipefish), 2543 nucleotides. Its product is annotated as D(2)-like dopamine receptor. Gene Ontology annotation, molecular function: G protein-coupled receptor activity; dopamine neurotransmitter receptor activity, coupled via Gi/Go. Gene Ontology annotation, cellular component: glutamatergic synapse; presynaptic membrane. The coding region runs from base 273 to 1772 and encodes 499 amino acids. Lineage: Eukaryota; Metazoa; Chordata; Actinopteri; Syngnathiformes; Syngnathidae. Gene Ontology annotation, biological process: adenylate cyclase-activating adrenergic receptor signaling pathway; adenylate cyclase-inhibiting dopamine receptor signaling pathway. The record is from RefSeq and is a predicted model, not a curated record. The transcript has 8 exons.